Helianthus annuus (common sunflower) is the source of this 1749-nucleotide messenger RNA. RefSeq names its product type I inositol polyphosphate 5-phosphatase 4. The transcript has 7 exons. The record is from RefSeq and is a predicted model, not a curated record. Gene Ontology annotation, biological process: phosphatidylinositol dephosphorylation. NCBI's taxonomy places the organism in Eukaryota, Viridiplantae, Streptophyta, Magnoliopsida, Asterales, Asteraceae. The coding region runs from base 199 to 1614 and encodes 471 amino acids. Gene Ontology annotation, molecular function: phosphatidylinositol-3,4,5-trisphosphate 5-phosphatase activity; phosphatidylinositol-4,5-bisphosphate 5-phosphatase activity; inositol-polyphosphate 5-phosphatase activity.
GGGAUCAUCGCUAGCUAAGAUCCAUCUCAUGGUGUUGGCCUUGUGAUUUUUCCAAAGUGUUCCUAUAGUCGUCUCUUUCUGCCUUUAACUCUCUAUGGUGGGCGAUGAAUACAACAUCCCCAACACCAUUUCUUCAUCAACCAUGAUCAAAAACAUUCCAUAAAACUUAUAAUAGCAUGGUCCCUUCCACCUCGUUACAUGGAUAACCACUACAAACCUCGAAUCAAAACCAGAAAAAUCCCCCAUUGGUUUUCUCGAAAACACAACUACUCCAAACCUCCUUCUUCUUAUUCCAAACAUAUUUCAGAUGAGUCUGGAGAUGAAUAUGAUGAGGAUGCUUCGUUUAUGUCAUCGGAGAUUGAUCCGUGCAUUUUAACCGAUGAAUUGCGGAUAUUUGUGGCUACUUGGAAUGUUGCAGGAAGAUCUCCAGUUGGGAGUUUGGCUGUGGAUUUAGAUGAAUGGCUGAAUGUUAAAGAAUCCGCCGACAUCUAUGUUCUCGGAUUUCAAGAAAUUGUACCGUUGAAAGCGAAGACUGUGAUCGGAGGAGAAGAUAUGACUGAAGCAACAAACUGGAACUUGUUGAUUGGACAAAUACUUAACAACAAAUGUGCAUGCCGAUGGACGACACCUACGCUAGAAGAUCCAGUGAAUUGUGAGAACUAUAACUAUUUCAACAAUGCUUUAGGUGAAACAUCAAUGACAAGUGUAGAAGAUGAAGAGGUUGUUAACCGUUGUGGUAGGUACACAUUAAUGGCAAGCAAGAAGAUGGUAGGAGUGUUCAUAAGUGUGUGGAUAAAUACAUCAUUGUUCGAGAAGUAUAAUAUAUCAAGAGUGAAAGUGAGUGCUGUGGCAUGUGGGAUUAUGGGUUAUUUGGGAAACAAAGGGUCGGUGGCGGUUAGCAUGUCCAUUGAAGGAACAAGCUUCUGCUUUGUUGUUGCUCACUUGGCUUCUGGUGAGAAGAAAGGGGAUGAGGGGAGAAGGAAUUACCAAGUUUCUGAGAUCUUUAAACGAACGACUUUCACUCGACAGUUUCUAGAUGAAUGCACGCCUCAACCUCUCACAAUCCUAGGACACGACCAAAUAUUCUGGUUUGGGGAUCUCAACUACAGGUUAUACUUGGAAAAUGAUUUAGCUAGGGAGCUAAUAAAAAAGCAAGACUGGAGUGCCCUUCAAGAGUUUGAUCAGCUAAGGCAAGAACUCGGAGAUGGUGGAGUGUUUCAAGGGUGGAGAGAAGGGAACAUAAAAUUUGCACCUACAUAUAAGUAUUCCACAUUCAACAGCAAUAGGUACUCCGGUACACUUCCUAGUCGAGCAGGAGAAAAACAAAGGACACCGGCAUGGUGUGACAGGAUCUUAUGGUAUGGAAAAGGAGUAAAACAACAUUCUUAUUUCCGUAGCGAGAGCAAGUUCUCCGACCAUAGGCCCGUAUCGGCUCUUUUUUCUACACAGAUUGAACUUAUCAAGUCUGAUGUACCAAAUACAGUUUCCUCUAAACAAAUAGAACAAGAAAGAGGUAAGGGGGAGGCUUCAUCUACAUUGCGUUCACUAAUGUCCAAAGAGUCAGAAGCACUACCAUCAAACAAAAAAUGUCCUAGAACAAACAAAAGGCUAUGAUGCUGAGUUCAUUGGAUAAGAUAAACAUUAUUAGGUUUUAGUUUCCAUGAUUCUUUUAUUGAUUAGCUUUGUUUUGGUUCCAACAAUGAAACUGAAAACUAUGCUAAAAUGUUAAAUUAUACUAUUUUUGUCAAA